Molecule: messenger RNA, 388 nt
Organism: Dacryopinax primogenitus
Lineage: Eukaryota; Fungi; Basidiomycota; Dacrymycetes; Dacrymycetales; Dacrymycetaceae
Exons: 2
Coding region: 55-231 (58 amino acids)
Source: RefSeq, a predicted model, not a curated record
UGGUUACCUGGCAGCCACCUGAGAAGGAUAUAACGGGCAUGUAGCACCACCAACAUGUUUAAUCGCGCAUUCUCUGCCCUAGCUUCGGCCGUUCGCCCUCGCCGGGUCAUCAACAUCACGAUCCGGUGGGUCAUACCGCCACCCAAUGAUCCCGCUAGGGUAGAAAGCGUGGAACGCUUUGUGAUUGAUGCAGCCCUGCAGCGAGGUGCCGACUUCGUGGUUAUUCGGUGAGCACGGCCGCCCGCCGGUUGUGACAGAGACCGGCUCAAGCGGUAACUCCUCUUCAGGCACCCCGAUCAUAAAACUACGAGGGCUGCGGGUAAGACAGUCAAGACUCUGAAUCAUAUCACCGCUGAUCUGGUGAAUGGUAAGUUGUGCCUGGGUUCAG